UUGUUUCUAACAGCAAUCGAUAUAUCACAAACAGAGGUGGAUGAUAUUGAAGAUGAGCUAAUGGGCUAUAUCGGAAAUUUGUUUUAUGGACAUCCCGAAACAGAAUUUGUUGCCGCAAUUAAUCCUUUGUUUAUUGAUGGAAGUUAUGAAUUUUACUUGGAUGAGGAUGGAAUCACUAAAGAAAGAAUGAAGGUUGUUGAGCCGAAUUUUAAAAAUUAGUAAAUGGAAAUUCUAUAAAUGAAAAAACUUUAUUGGAAAAUCUUUAUUGGAAAAUCUGUACUUUUAUGGGCCCCCGAGAUCGACAAUCGAUGUAUAUACCAUUCGAUUAAUCUGGCCGAACUAAGUGAAGCUAAAUC
Messenger RNA from Meloidogyne enterolobii, 356 nucleotides. The record is from the annotation of a GenBank genome assembly. Lineage: Eukaryota; Metazoa; Nematoda; Chromadorea; Rhabditida; Meloidogynidae.